AUGGCUGAACACGAUCCAACGUGUCUGCCGUUUAUUAUAUAUUUUAUGAGGGAGAAAUACUUCAGACAAGCCAUAGAUACAGCGGCGAAGGGUUUAAAACUAUUCAACAAUGACCCAGUGCUUCGGUUCUUCAAAGCUUUUGGAACUUUAAUGGAAGGUCACACACAGGAGGCCCUGAGAGAGCUCAUCCAGUUGAAAGAUCUUCCUCAUCUCUCGCUCUGUUCAACUAUUGCUCUCAUUUAUGCUCGCAGACAAUGUGAAAGUAUCGAUCGAGAGGCUGUAGAUGAGCUGACCUCUGACCUGAAGCUGUUUGGGUCAUCAGCAGGUGACAGAGCGUUUUAUUAUGCCGCGCUGCUGUACUGGAUUCUGAACCGGAAUCAGAAAGCCAAAACAUGCAUCAAUAAAAUGCUGAAGCUCUGUAAUACAUCACCACAGGGGCUCAUUCUUAAGGGCUGGAUUCUGCUGACCUCUGAAACCGAAGAGAACAGACCUCAGGCCAUACGAUAUUUUGACAACGGUAUUCAGGACUCAGAAAAUGUUUUUGGACUCAUGGGAAAGAUUGAGUUCUUCAUGGCCAAACAGAAUGAGGCAUGUGCUCUUGACAUAGCCAAUCGGAUCAUAGUUUGUCAUCCAGACUUCACGCCAGCGCAAACGAUGAAGAUGAAGGCAUUCAUGUCUCUGCGAGACUGGGAGCAAACGGAAGAGGUCGCCCAGAGAAUUUUGGAGAGAGAUGAACAUGAUCUGAAAGCUCUGCAAAUGAUGACAGUCAUUGCUGUGGCUAAAGAUGGAAAUAUGGGACUGGUAAAAGAGCGACUUCAGGCUUUAAUGAAGGCAGUUGAACUCUCUGAACCCGAUUAUCCAAACCUCCAUGUGGAGAUUACAGCACCGAUCAGCCGACUGGUGCGAGAUGGACUCCAGUUCAAUCUGCUCAAAGCUCGUGCUCUGAUGAGGUCUGGGGAUCUGAAGAGCGCCAUCCAGUGCCUGAGCAUUGCCAUGAACAUGCCAGGGGUCCGAAGGCCCUUAGAGGGGCCACAGUCUUCAGUCUCCACUGGUGAGCGAGUGUCUGUGUUCCUGGAGCUCGCAGAGGCCCGGAGACUCAAUGGAGAACAGCAUGAAGCUUCUAAAGUUCUGCAAGACGCCAUUCUGAGCUUUAAAGGAACUCCGGAGGAAUCACGCGUCAUGCUGGCUGAUGUCGAUCUGGCUUUAGUGAGAGAUGAUGUGGACACUGCUGUAGUCAUUCUGCAAAACAUUCUGCCUAAUGAAUCGACAUACAUUCAAGCCAGAGAGAAAAUGGCUCACAUUUACUUGGAGAGAAGAAGCAAUAAGAAACUUUACGUUGCAUGUUACAGAGAAAUAAAUGAGCAGGUACCUGGACCUUAUACUAGUAUCUUGCUGGCUGAUGCCUUUAUGAAGAUAAACCAGCCAGAGGAAGCCGUCAAGAUUUACCAAGAAGCAGAGAUGUCUACCAAAGACACCACAUUAGCCAAGAAAAUAGGCCACGCUUUAGUAAAAGCCCAUGAAUAUGACAAGGCUGUGAGCUACUAUGAAACGGCUCUGAAGGCCGAUGUGCAGGACUUUGUCUUGAGUGUGGAACUGGCCGAACUUCUCCUCAAGCUUAAAAGAUUUAAGGAAGCUCAGCGUGUUCUAGAGGAGGCCCUGGAACAUGAACACACUGCUGCAUUGACAAUCAUGAUGAAUGACGUGAAGGUUUUAAGAGUGCUAGCGAGAGUGUUGCAUGCUAGGAAUGAGUCUGCUCAGACCAUCGUGCAAAAGGCUCAUGAUCUCCAGAAGAAGAUUGUUAGUUGCAUUACAAACGAGCAGCCAGCAGAAUCAGAGGAACAGAGGAAGUUGCUGGCGGUCAUCUGCUGUGACUGCGCUCAGGAGUUUCACCUUCGCAACAACCUGGAGAUGGCCAAACAACUCUAUACAGAUGCCUUGAAUUACAGCCCAGACAAUGAGGAGAUAACCUUACAUCUUGCUCAGUUAUAUUUUAAGCAUCAGAAACUGGACUAUUGUGAAGAGCAAUGUCUGAGGAUACUGCAACUCCACCAAAACCACACCGAUGCAUCAAUGCUGUUGGGCGAUACAUUGUUUUGGAAGAACCAGAGAGAAGAAGCAGUCCAGACUUAUGCCAAUAUUUUGGAGCGAUACCCAGACAACUUUCACGCCAUGGCCCGGUUUCUGCAUAUUCUACGCAGAGUGGGGAAACUAGACGACAUCCAAUCUGUUUUUGCAGCGUGUGAAAAGUUUUGUCCACUGACGGUCAGAGAGCCGGGUUUUAAUUACUGCAAGGGUCUUUACUUCUGGCAUACCUACCAGGUGACUGAGGCCUUGACACAUCUGAACAAGGCCAGAGGAGAUACAAAGUGGGGUGAGAGGGCUGUAGAACUGAUGGUCCAGAUCUGUCUGAACCCAGACAAAGAGAUUUUUGGAGGAGAGGCUUUAGAUAAAGGUCCAAAGGACCUGAUCAGUGAUUCAGAGAAUCAGACGGGCAUUAAUACAGCUCACAAUCUACUGAAGAUGUUCCAUCCACGAUCUACAGCUGAACAGAAUAAAGUCAAGCUGCUGUUUAACCUCUGUCUGAUCUACAGCAAAGAAACAAAACAGGUGGAGAAAGCUGUGCUGGAGCUCACUGACAUGCUUUCCAAGAAUGUAAUGUUGGAGGCGUCGUUGCUUGUAGCAGCUCAAGGUCUCAUUCAGCUGAAGCAGAUUCCCAGAGCCAGGAACUUCCUGAAACGCCUCACUAAGAUGGAGUGGAACGAUGCAAACACUGAUCACUUGGAGAAUGCGAGCCUGCUAUUAGCUGACAUGUAUAUAAAGAUGGGAAAAUACCCACAAGUGGACAAACUACUGGACAUCUGUACACGACAAAACAAGUCGUGUAGUAAAGCGUAUGAGUAUCAGGGCUUUAUGAUGGAGAAUGAGCAGAGAUUCAGUGAUGCUGCACUACAGUAUGAACUCGCCUGGAAAUACAGCAACAGAGUAGAUCCUGCAAUCGGAUUUCGUCUUGCCUUUAAUCAUCUGAAGUGCAAGAAUUACACGCAGGCUAUCGAUGUUUGUCAUCAGGUUCUGCAGCAUUAUCCAGACUAUCCUCAGAUCCAGACUGAAGUUCUGACCCGAGCUCAGAUCUCUCUCCGACCGUGAGCUACACUGAUGCGUUCCAUUUUCCCUCCUAAUAGACUUGUAUUGUCAAUGAGAGAGAUGUUGUAUAGAAAGACCAUAUUCAAAUCCAAAUAUGUGUUUGUGUUUUAAUGGUUUUAUAAACAUUGUUAGGUCCUCCCGGACGAGCCCCGACUUGUUAUGUUUUGAUCUCUUUUGUUAGUCUAGAUGUUAAGGACCAAAGUAACAAAAGUGGAGAGAGAGCACUGGGAUGUAACAACAUGUAUCGUUGAAAAUACCUGAUGUUGAACGACAUGUAAUCUGUUCAAGCACAUUUUUUAUGUUUAAUACGCUGAUCUGAUGUCAGUGCAAUUGCUGUAGUAGCACAAAUAUAUGUUUAUUCAGUUGUGACGUCAUUUAAAGUAAAUGUUAAGUUAAUGUUAAGUGAACUUGGUUUGGAUACACAGCCUUUUAAAAUAGUCUAAAAGUGCUAUUUAAAUG
Molecule: messenger RNA, 3600 nt
Organism: Myxocyprinus asiaticus (Chinese sucker)
Lineage: Eukaryota; Metazoa; Chordata; Actinopteri; Cypriniformes; Catostomidae
Gene: ttc21a
Product: tetratricopeptide repeat domain 21A
Exons: 24
Coding region: 1-3144 (1047 amino acids)
Biological process (GO): protein localization to cilium; intraciliary retrograde transport
Cellular component (GO): intraciliary transport particle A
Molecular function (GO): protein binding
Source: RefSeq, a predicted model, not a curated record